Molecule: messenger RNA, 1365 nt
Organism: Haliotis rubra (blacklip abalone)
Lineage: Eukaryota; Metazoa; Mollusca; Gastropoda; Lepetellida; Haliotidae
Product: GTP-binding nuclear protein Ran
Exons: 7
Coding region: 276-836 (186 amino acids)
Biological process (GO): ribosomal subunit export from nucleus; protein import into nucleus
Cellular component (GO): cytoplasm; nucleus
Molecular function (GO): GTP binding; GTPase activity
Source: RefSeq, a predicted model, not a curated record
ACCUAUGUCCGAUCAGCUGAACCGCAGCUGAUCGUAUAAGGGAGAUAAUCAGUCAACUUCCGUAUACACGGACAUUGCGCGCCAAAACCGGUUCAAACUGCCUGAGAGACCUGAGCUAUCAUUCUUCAGUCGUCCUCUAAAAGCAAAGAUAACAAUGGCAGAAAUGCAGCAGUGCCAACUGACAGAUCUUGUCCAGUUUAAGCUUGUUUUGGUAGGCGAUGGUGGUGUAGGAAAACAACAUUCGCCGCAAGACAAGCAGAAUUUGAAAGAAAUACAUGACAGGAGAAUUUGAAAAGAAAUAUGUUGCAACACUUGGUGUAGAAGUGCAUCCACUUGUGUUCCACACAAACAGAGGGCCGAUCAAAUUCAAUGUAUGGGACACAGCAGGACAGGAGAAGUUCGGUGGUCUUAGAGAUGGCUAUUAUAUACAGGGACAGUGUGCCAUUAUCAUGUUUGAUGUAACGUCUCGUGUGACAUAUAAGAAUGUUCCUAACUGGCAUAGAGACUUAGUUCGUGUGUGUGAAAACGUGCCAAUUGUUCUGUGUGGCAACAAAGUGGAUAUCAAGGACAGGAAAGUGAAAGCCAAGACCAUCACCUUCCAUAGGAAGAAGAACUUGCAGUACUAUGAUGUCUCGGCUAAGAGUAACUACAACUUUGAGAAGCCAUUCCUGUGGUUGGCACGUAAGCUGGUGGGUGACCCCAACCUGGAGUUUGUUGCCAUGCCUGCUCUUCAGCCCCCAGAGGUUCAAAUGGAUGAGGAGCUUAAGGAGAAAUACGAGGAAGAGUUGAAGACAGCACAAGGGCUUGCUCUGCCAGAGGAUGAUGACGAUAUUUAGUGUGAUAAAGACUUCAUUGUGGACUAAAUUCAGUAACUAUAUGCGCAUGUUCAUCUCCGCAAUCAUCCUAUAAAUGCCUCUGUGCACUGAACUCCAGUGUACAGCUAAUUUGGAUCACUAUUUGAAGUUCCUACUGAUUCACUCUUUUGGUGCCUAUUCAUGUCCCAUGGAAGAAAACUGGGGCUAUCACACACAGCCAGUGGAUAUUGUCACACAAUUGGACGCUAAAAGGGAAGGACUGGUCAGAAAGAGGAUACCGGGUAUUCUGAUGGAGAUUAUCAUGCUCAAGUCCAGCAUCAGUACAAAUGAGAUCUGACAAUUCAAGUCCAGGCUUGUUCGCUCUUUCUAUUCACUGUGGUAAAAGUGGAUACAUUUAUUAAAUGUGCUAAGUAAAGCGAAGGCAUUUUGAUAGAUUCAUCAGAUACUAUAUGUACAUUUUUCCAAAGCACGUUAUCUGUACAAAAAUUACUAUUAUGUGACUGGUGCAUUGUAUUUAAAUGUUUAAGUGAAAUAAAUUUGAUGUAUAAUA